UACUUUGCAGGUAUCAUUAUGGAAGUAAGCCACUCGGUAAAGGAGAGGACUAUUGCAGAAAAUAGCCUGGUCAUCCUUCUACAGGGACUGCAUGGACAUAUCACAACUGUUGACCUGCGAGAUGAAAGUUCUGCUAAGGGUUCAAUUAUAAACGUAGAUGCUUUUAUGAACAUCCGUCUGGCCAAGGUCACUUAUACAGACAGUCAGGGCAGGGAAUCUAAGCUGGAUGACUUGUUUAUCAAUGGACGCAAUGUGCGCUACGUCCAUAUUCCAGAGGAGGUGGAUAUCAUUCCUACUAUUGAAGGGCAGCUGAAGAAAAUACAAAGUGUCCGUGGAUUUAGUGGCAAGGGAAGGAAAGAAUUUGCUUCAAAGAAGUACAGAUGAUGCCAGAGUGCUCUGCUGUAGAACAAAACA
Messenger RNA from Nanorana parkeri, 414 nucleotides. It is a transcript of the gene LSM10, whose product is annotated as LSM10, U7 small nuclear RNA associated. Bases 19 to 384 code for a protein of 121 amino acids. Gene Ontology annotation, molecular function: histone pre-mRNA DCP binding; U7 snRNA binding. The transcript has a single exon. Gene Ontology annotation, cellular component: cytoplasmic U snRNP body; nuclear body. NCBI's taxonomy places the organism in Eukaryota, Metazoa, Chordata, Amphibia, Anura, Dicroglossidae. Gene Ontology annotation, biological process: mRNA 3'-end processing by stem-loop binding and cleavage. The record is from RefSeq and is a predicted model, not a curated record.